Entamoeba invadens IP1 is the source of this 591-nucleotide messenger RNA. RefSeq lists its product as hypothetical. The transcript has a single exon. The record is from RefSeq and is a predicted model, not a curated record. The coding region runs from base 1 to 591 and encodes 196 amino acids. NCBI's taxonomy places the organism in Eukaryota, Evosea, Mastigamoebida, Endamoebidae.
AUGGGAAUGGAACUUUUUGAAUACGUUUUAGGAAUACCCAACGAAAAUUUCAGAGUGAAAGUGGAAGAAAAAGAUAUUAAAGAAUUUUACAAUGUUACUCUACAAAAAAUAGUUGGUCUUCAUCCAGCACUUGUUUUAAAUGAAGAUGAGAUGGGAACACAACCAUUCGCAGACAGAAAAGCCGUGAAAGUGUACGUCAACAAGGGAGAACAAAGAAUGCACGGAACACUUAAAAUUGGACUAAGCAGAGCAGGGAGAAGAACAACACUGAUAGGAUGCUUAGCGUUGAGUGGUGAUGUGUUGACUCCAGGAACUGUUGUGCCAAACAAAACAGUGAAUGUUGCAUUAUAUUACAACGGAUAUGACGACUCUUCGAUAAAAAUAUACAACACGAAGAAUGGCUUUAUAAGCACUGACAUAUUUUUGGCGUGGUUUCGAGAUGUCGUUCUAACUUAUAUAAUCAAAAAAUGCAAUGAACUUCGGCAAACAAUCGGUGACUUUAAUGGAAAAGCGGCUUUUAUUAUAGAUGGAUGCAGUUGUCACGUCAACAAAAACCUAAGAGUAUAUGCGAGAAAAAUAACAAUGAGUUGA